AUGGCUGCUUUCAAUGACUGCAUUGAUGACUUGGGCAUGGAUGAUCUUCGCAGGACUGGUCCUAUGUUCUCUUGGAGCAAUAAAAGGGCUGGGAGCUACCAUAUUGAUUGCAAGCUUGAACGAAUUAUUGUCAAUGAUAAUUGGCUUGCCUCCUUUCCCUCUUCCUCUGCUACCUUUGACACCCCCGGAAUUUCUGACCAUAGUCCUAUUUCCCUAUCUAUUCAGCCUUACAACCCCUUUGGUCCUAAACCUUUCAAGUACUUUGACAUGUGGUCCUCUCACCCCACUUUUCUUGCAACAGUCAAGGAUGCCUGGGACAAGCCUGUCCAAGCAUUUUCUUCCCCCCUUAUUGCUUUUGCUAGGAAGCUCAGGAAUGUGAAAGAAGCUCUCAAAGAUUGGAACACCAAUACUUUUGGCAAUAUAUCCCAGCAGGUCCAGGAUUGCAAGGAUAAGCUCUCUACCAUUCAGCUGCAAAUUCAAUCAGAUAUCCUGAAUUGUCAACUUGCUGCCAAUGAAAAGGUUGCCUCCCAAGACCUAUCUGUUCUUCUCUCACAGGAGGAAAGUUUCUUAAGGCAGAAGGCUAGGAUUAAAUGGCUGGAGCUAGGGGACUCUAACUCAGCCUACUUCCACAGAUCUUUGAAGUCUAGAACAAACGUCAAUUCCAUUUUACAGCUGGCUGGCCCUGAUGGUUCUCCUGUUACUACUGUGAAAGACAUCAAAGAUAUGGCUCUCCUACUUUAA
This is a messenger RNA of Telopea speciosissima, 741 nucleotides long. RefSeq lists its product as uncharacterized. The coding region runs from base 1 to 741 and encodes 246 amino acids. Lineage: Eukaryota; Viridiplantae; Streptophyta; Magnoliopsida; Proteales; Proteaceae. The transcript has a single exon. The record is from RefSeq and is a predicted model, not a curated record.